Pogonomyrmex barbatus (red harvester ant) is the source of this 1380-nucleotide messenger RNA. RefSeq lists its product as uncharacterized. Lineage: Eukaryota; Metazoa; Arthropoda; Insecta; Hymenoptera; Formicidae. The record is from RefSeq and is a predicted model, not a curated record. Gene Ontology annotation, cellular component: cytoplasm. Gene Ontology annotation, molecular function: oxidoreductase activity; nucleotide binding. Gene Ontology annotation, biological process: NADPH regeneration.
UAAUGAGACUCAAACUCGAGAUCAUAGUCUCUCAGUCACGAGAUUUCGAGUGUAAUCCAUAAUUCAUAACGAUGGCAACAGCAAAAUUCAAAGAAACAUCUCCGUAUGUCAAACCGAAGCCUAUACCACCUGUGGAAGAUUACCUUUAUAACAAAUAUGUGGAAGAUCUCACUCUAAAGGCAGAUAAUCAAAAUGAACCGAUAGUUAAAGUGGCCCUGUUUGGCGUGGGUCGUGCUGGAACGAUACAUUUAAUGUCUACAGUAUCUAGUACACGAGCGCAACUUCUAUAUAUUGUUGAUGAUAUCGAGAGUAAUUGGCAAAAAAUGCGGAAGUACUGGCGUUUGGAUGACGUCACAUUUCUAAAUAGCAAACAAUCUGAUAAAGUAUUCAAAGAUCCCAACGUUGACGCGGUCAUCGUGGCAUCGCCGACUUUCACACACGAGGAUAUCAUUAUUAAAGCUUUGCAAGCGAAAAAAGCGGUAUUCUGCGAGAAACCUGUGGCAGAGAAUCGCCCGGAUACUGCAAAGUGCUAUGAAAUAGCCAAGAAGGUUGGCAAGCCAUUGUUUUGCGCGUUCAACAGAAGAUUUGAUCCGAGCUACUCGAACGUGCGAGAACGUGUUCGCAAAGGUGAAGUUGGACACGUUCACACAAUUAAAACGGUCGCUCGCGAUUCUCCUCUGCCCACGAUAGAGUACUUGAAAGUAUCAGGCGGUAUCUUCCACGACUGCAUGGUUCACGAUAUCGACAUUAUUACCUGGGUUAUCGGAGAAUAUCCAGACAAGGUUUCAGUCCUGGCUGAAGCAAACAUCCCAGAGAUCAAGGCGAUUAACGACUUCGAUACGGUCGCAGCAACUUUGCACUUUCCAUCAGGGACACUCGGCAUGAUCGAUUUAUCACGCAACAGCUCAUUCGGGUAUGAUCAACGGUUAGAGGCGUUCGGUCCAAAAGGUAUGGUGCUAGCCGACAACGAGCAGCCGAUACAUUCAGUUUGUCGGCACUACGAUUUGCAAGGACCGACUACUGCCCCAAUCUGGUACUCGUUCGCCAGCCGUUUUUUGAACGGCUACCGAAGAGAGUUUGAUCACUUCAUUGACGUGGUGCACGGUAAAGUUGAAUCGAUGGUCAAGUCAAAGGAGAUUUUAGCAGUGAGUAAAAUCGCUACGGCCUGCGAAGAAUCCGCUCGUACAGGAAAAAUCGUGACUCUAAACUGGAUGGACGGCGAACUACCUGACAAUCAAUGAGAAAAUAGUGAUAUCUCAAUGAAACUAUUAUUACAUCUGUAAUAGAUAUAAUCAUUUUUUAUCUUUGUAAACUGUAAACAAAACAGAUUGCAAAAUUAUAAAAAAAGAGAAUAACAAGAUUCUUUCUUAUACCAAUCAA